Messenger RNA from Xyrauchen texanus (razorback sucker), 3211 nucleotides. RefSeq lists its product as uncharacterized. The transcript has 2 exons. Bases 290 to 3196 code for a protein of 968 amino acids. NCBI's taxonomy places the organism in Eukaryota, Metazoa, Chordata, Actinopteri, Cypriniformes, Catostomidae. The record is from RefSeq and is a predicted model, not a curated record.
GCAAGAAUGCGCGGUCACGGCGGAGGAAAACACACAAUGUACACGAAGGCGGCUUGAAUAUAUUGACCAGUGGAUGUUUUACACGCACCAGUCGCUGUUUUUGGGAGGACGAACAUUUACAUGCAAGGUCAACAGCUAACAGCUGACCUUCAACCCUUUCAGCCCAAAGCCAGAGAUCAUCACUUGUGGAGAUGCGGCCAAUGUUGAUUGCUUAUUAAAGUUGGUAUGAAAGUAUCUAACCAACAAGAACACACUUUGAACACUGGGAUCGUCCACUUAAUGUAUUGCAAUGCGCUCACAACAAAGUUUCAUGGCAUUUAUGAACAAGGACAAGGCUUUACCUAGGAAAGACAAUGAUCGCUUGUGUUGCACAAAAUGCAGAUUUUCAACAAAGGACAUUGACGUGUUUGGGAGGCAUGUGACUCAUCAUGAAGAGGUGACAUUCUCAUGUGCGCUCUGCAGCCACGUCUCCUAUUCUAAAACAGAGUCUCAGAAGCACGUCGUCACACAUACUGGCUCGUACCCUUACAGGUGUAGAUUCUGCUCCUAUGGAGCUGUGCGGAGAGACUACAUGGUGAAGCACAUUCAGCGUGUACACAAGAGUCACGCAGAAGAAGGCUUCUUAAUGGAUUUUGCCUUAACCAAUCCGACCUGUGAACAACCCCCUGUCUCUGACACACACAGGGGAUCUGUUUGGCCUGAGAGAAAUGAGCAAUGUGUGAUUCCCAACACAGCUGGUCAAUCGAAAGCAAAUGCGCAUGUCGAGUACUCUAGUGGAAGUCAACCCAGUGGCAGUAUAUCAUCUGUCAUUGGAAAAUCAGUGAGCCAAACCAGAAAGAAACAGGCCCGUAUGACCUGUAGUACGUCAAUGCAGUGCGUCACCAACACGACACCUUUCAUUCCUGUUGCUAAGCCACAGUUCACAGGUUCUGUUCCUAGUAUAAGUAACUCGGUCAGCAACUCUUUGCAAGUGCUUCUAAAAUCACGAGAGGAAAAUGGCAAUGUAUCAAAUGCUGUGCUCAGUGGAGAUGGUCAAAAUAGAAAAGCAAUAGCAGAAAAGCCCAUUCAGAAAGCUGCAUUCCCAAGAAUCCACACCAGUGGGACAGAUUCACUUGUCCAAGGUCAAAAGCUAAUCCAAUCAAAGGUUGUUCCCAGAAUCCAGGUGACAUUACCUGCUGAAGUUAACACCCCUCUCAGACCGCAUCUUAAUGCACCAGUAGGAGCAUUAUCCCAGAGGAACGUUCCCAUCCACAAUAUUCAAACUGAUCAGAGGGCCAGUCAGUCCACAACUGGGACAAACAUUCAGACGGCACAGAAAAGGAGUUUGACUGCAGGACGUCCCAACGGUCCAAACAAACCUUCUGAAAGAGGUCCAUUGCCCUCUAUACAGAAGGCACAAACAGCAGAAAAUGGCAAUCAGCCCAAAGUAGGAUUGUCAGCUGAGAAGUCAAGUCAUCUAUCCAAUGUACAAGUGGAACUGUUAGCACCUUUAAACCAGCCCAUUCAACACAACAAGCCCUUGACUGUAUCCUGCCCGGAGGAGAUCAAUAUUCCUGCAGGCUGUUUGGUUGAAUUGGUUGAAGUGAAAAAUGUCAACGGGACUCGAGAGCUGGAACUACGGAUGAUCCCACCCAACGGACUUCCACAAGACCCGAGGAGCACUGUGAACGGACCUUCGCCAGUUGCUACCACAGCCAAGCUUUCAUUCAAAUGUCAAGUUGCAGCUGCCAAGGGGUGUACAGUCAGUCCAUCAAAGUCUUUAACAUCUCAGAAGGCAAAACAGCAGCCACAUUUAGCAUACACUGCUACUCAGAGCACCACAAAAACAGUUCAUCCUCUAUACAAACCUCAGUGUUCUUCAGGAACAGCAGCCCAAAGCCUGAACAAGCAGAACCUGAAACCCAACGGUACGAUAUUCAAACCCUCAGUUGCACUUCAUGACAUUGUCAGGCUUGAGGGUAAAGAAUUGAGUUCUGGAGGCCUUCCAGUGAUUUCUUCGGUGUAUUCUCUCUGUCCUACACCUGCAUCAUCUCAAAGUAUCUCUCCAUCCAUGCCUGAACAUCUCAGCAGGACCUUACAAACAAAUGGACCUGUAAUCAAGCUACAAGGAGAGUUCAAAAUGCUUUCAGAUCCUGAAUGUGUACUGAUAGGAACCAAAAAUUCCAAGGAUUACACGAAGACAAAAGAGCAGUCAGUUGUCUGUAGUUUUAUGAUUAAAAAUGAGGAGGAAACUGAGGAGAAAUUCAAAGUGGACAUGUUGGGGCUCAAAGAAAUGAAGACAGAUCGUAAGCAUAUUGAAGAAGCCGUGAUAUUUCAGACUCGUAGUGAAGAGAAUCUUGUGCUUGGAAAAGCAGGGGUCACAUUUGAGAAACGUUCCCCUCCAAAACUAAAUGAUUUGAAAGAAACAAAUGUUUGGCAAGAAAGUCCAAAAAUUACGAGUCCUUUGACAGUUGCUCAACCAUCGGUUAUCCCAAAGCAGGGCAAGGACAAAAUUUCAGAUCAGGACUUGGGAAAUGCUGAAUCUGGGAGCGAUUUUAAUGGCCAACAAUGUUCCCAAAGUCCCCAAACUUCCCCCAGGUAUCCUAAAGUAUCUUUGGUGAGGAUUCCCAAUUCACUGUUCCCAAUUCCCAAACCCACCAAGAACCCAGAGGUAGCGACACAGGAGCGGAGUUUGACGGCACGACCUGUUCUCUGCUGCAUGCGAAUCGAGAGGAAUGUGUCUAGUGGUCCAGAAGGAGCUAUUAAGCUGAUAUUAAAGAGAGACCUCCCUGAAAGUGAAGAGAAGAACCAAGACCAUGAUGCACCUCCACGUAAGAAACAUAAAAAGGGAAAACGAAAAAAAAAAAAGCACAAGUCAUCAUGGGGUGUGAUGGGCUGCCAUUAUUUCUUGACUAAAGGUCAUGGACAACUGAGGUUAACUCCUCUGAAAGAAGAUCAGCGUGUCAAGCGUCCUGGUCCAAACCAACCUGUUGUGGUUCUGAAUCAUCCAAAUCCUUCAGUUAAAAUGGUCAAUGUUGGUGUCCGAUCCCUGAAGAACUAUAAGUUGAUACACUCGGCUCCUCACACGCAGGAACAAAUGGAAGAACCAGCCAGCAAACAGCCGUCAUUCAAGAUGAAACUGAGGAAAGUUCAGGGACAGAAGUAUCAAGUCAUUGAGUUUGUUCUGAGAGGGGUCACCGAAAAACUGCUCAUGUGAACAUUUCUAGAAUUC